GGACAGCGUAGUCGACAUAUAAUAUACUGUGUAAUACUAGUGCGUGAGGUUUAGCUGUGAAAGAAGAGGAUAUUACCUUAAAUUCUCAGCAACAUGUUUGCAUUAUUGUGUCGGAGGUUCGGCGCCAUAUCUCGAAACUCAUCUAGGGUUCUACCAGCAGCUGUCAGAUAUCAGUACAGUACCGAGCAAACGGAAGCGUCCUUCUCAGUUUUGGACUACAAACUUCACAAGCUUGAGUUUGGUCCCUCGGCCAAUGUUACUGUCACCAGGGAUGAAGCCCUUCAGUUAUACCGAAAGAUGCAGGUUAUCAGACGGUUAGAGACAGCAGCAGGAAACCUGUACAAGUCCAAGGCAAUCCGAGGCUUCUGUCAUCUCUACUCUGGCCAGGAAGCCUGUGCUGUCGGCAUCGUGGCAGCUAUGAAGAAAGACGAUGCAGUGAUUACAGCAUACAGAGCCCAUGGCUGGACCUAUCUCAUGGGAGUCCCGGUGACCGGAAUACUCACUGAAUUAACAGGUCGUCGGACUGGAUGUGCCAAGGGAAAAGGAGGGUCUAUGCACAUGUACACCAAGAACUUCUACGGAGGAAAUGGCAUCGUGGGAGCACAGGUUCCACUUGGAGCAGGCAUAGCCACUGCCCUCAAGUACAACGGCUCGGAAAGCAUUUGCGUCACGCUGUACGGUGACGGCGCUGCCAACCAGGGCCAGAUCUUUGAAGCCUACAACAUUGCCAAACUCUGGGAUCUGCCGUGCAUAUUCAUCUGCGAGAAUAACAAGUACGGCAUGGGCACAGCGGUGGAGAGAGCGGCCGCUUCGACGGACUACUACACACGAGGGGAUUACGUGCCAGGAAUCUGGGUUGAUGGAAUGGAUGUCCUUGCUGUCAGAGAGGCAACACAGUUUGCUGCCGACUACUGCAGAUCAGGCAAGGGACCACUUGUCAUGGAGGUUGAGACCUAUCGCUACAGCGGUCACAGCAUGAGCGAUCCGGGUACCAGCUAUCGUACCAGGGAUGAGGUACAGGAGAUCAGGCAACAACGAGACCCCAUCACCAACUUCAAGGAUCGGAUUACGACUAGCGGGCUGGCCACUGCCCAGGAACUCAAGGAAAUUGACGUUGGGGUGAGAGCAGAGAUCGACGCGGCGGUGGAACAUGCAAAGAAUGACGCAGAGCUGCCGGUGGCAGAAACCUUCACUGACAUCUACAGCAACACGCCUCCCUUCAUGGUCCGAGGCUGCGAUCCGUUCUCAUUUCACCCGUCGCACACGCAUUAAUCUCAACUGACAUCUACAGCAACACACCUCCCUUCAUGGUCCGAGGCUGCAAUCCGUUCUCGUUUCACCCGUUGCACACGCAUUAAUUUCAAGAUGCUGAAUAAAUUAAGACACUUUGAACUUGGAUUCACAGACCACUAGAGUCAAUCAAUUAUUUGUAAAAUGAUAUUCACGUGUGACUGUGUAAAGUCUAGGACAGGCAUUCAAGAAGUACACAAACCGAUGUUACUCCUGAAAUACUGUGGUAUGCCCAGUGGGUGUGUGGGGUAGUGGUUGUGAAAGUAAUGGCAGAAUGGGGUAUAUUGUGUAUUCCCACGCAUAUACGGGAAUGUGUGCAGUGGGUCCAGAAAAUAAGUGUGAAACAAACCAGCAACACAUGCCAUGUGUUGUGCAUGUGUUACCGUAGCAAAACAUGGAUGCCAUUUUGAGUUGUGUCCAUACACGUGGUGGGUUCUGUGGUGGUACGUACAUGUGUGUUUUUCUACAGAAAUAUCGGUUGAUUACACGUGAUCAUACAUGACACUCGAUAAAUUUCUAACUAAAUUCAGUGACUUCAGUCUUUCAGGAUUUUCCGGGAAUAAGAUGACAACAGUCCAUUUUGCAGAAAAAAGUUGUUUGGUACUGUGACUGCAAGACUGAUAGUCACUAUGUGUAUUAUGGGCUGACAGGGACAUCGCUUGUGAAUUUAUUAUUCCGUCAUCACAUCACAAGCAGCCUCUCAAAAAUAAACCCUUGCACGAUCUUGGUUUUCAUGACUUUUCAAUGACCAUUUUCCCCUGGCCAUCAGAUUCCCUACUUUUUUUCCCAUAUGCAGCAAGGUAUGAGACAGAGAGAAC
Acanthaster planci (crown-of-thorns starfish) is the source of this 2108-nucleotide messenger RNA. RefSeq names its product pyruvate dehydrogenase E1 component subunit alpha, mitochondrial-like. The record is from RefSeq and is a predicted model, not a curated record. Gene Ontology annotation, cellular component: intracellular membrane-bounded organelle. NCBI's taxonomy places the organism in Eukaryota, Metazoa, Echinodermata, Asteroidea, Valvatida, Acanthasteridae. Gene Ontology annotation, biological process: pyruvate decarboxylation to acetyl-CoA. Gene Ontology annotation, molecular function: pyruvate dehydrogenase (acetyl-transferring) activity.